AUGACCUCCCAGGUCCCUCAGACUGCCCAGAGUCAGGAAACAAGUCCAGACGCCUCCAGACCCGCUGCCACCACCGUCUCCGUUGCCCAAAAUGCCUCGGGAGGACAGUCCGCCGCCGCCGCCGCCGCCACCACCGAACUCGCCAGUACAAAGAUAGGCCUCUAUGAUGCCCUCCGGCGCUUCGUCGAUUUCCCGAUCAAGGGCAUCGUCUUCAUCGAUAUCAUGCCCAUCUUCCUCGACCCUGCUGUCCAUGCCAGUCUCCUCCGCGCGCUUGAACUCCAAGCCCUGCACUUUUCACCCGCUGUUACCGCCGCCCCCAACACCCCCUGGGUUGACGUCGUCGUCGGUCUUGAUGCCCGUGGCUUCCUGUUCGGCCCUGGCCUGGCCCUGCGUCUUGGCGCCGGCUUUGCGCCGGUGCGCAAACAGGGCAAGCUGCCGGGCUCAUGCGUGACGGCCAGCUACGAGAAGGAGUACGGCACCGAUUACUUCCAGAUCCAGGAGGAUGCCAUCAAGCCCGGCCAGAAGGUCCUUGUUGUUGACGACAUCAUUGCGACGGGCGGAUCGGCUGCCGCUGCCGGUGAACUUGUCCGGAAACUCGGCGGUGAGCUCGUCGGCUACAUGUUCAUUCUGGAGAUCUCCUUCCUCAAGGGCCGCGAGAAGCUCGGCGAUGUACCUGUGAUCACUCUGCUCGAGGAGGCGGAGUAG
Sporothrix brasiliensis 5110 is the source of this 705-nucleotide messenger RNA. RefSeq names its product adenine phosphoribosyltransferase. Lineage: Eukaryota; Fungi; Ascomycota; Sordariomycetes; Ophiostomatales; Ophiostomataceae. Gene Ontology annotation, molecular function: adenine phosphoribosyltransferase activity; adenine binding; AMP binding. Gene Ontology annotation, cellular component: cytoplasm. Gene Ontology annotation, biological process: adenine salvage; AMP salvage. The coding region runs from base 1 to 705 and encodes 234 amino acids. The record is from RefSeq and is a predicted model, not a curated record. The transcript has 2 exons.